Molecule: messenger RNA, 1489 nt
Organism: Salvelinus fontinalis (brook trout)
Lineage: Eukaryota; Metazoa; Chordata; Actinopteri; Salmoniformes; Salmonidae
Product: signal peptide peptidase-like 2A
Exons: 12
Coding region: 242-1474 (410 amino acids)
Biological process (GO): membrane protein proteolysis
Cellular component (GO): lysosomal membrane; Golgi-associated vesicle membrane; cytoplasmic side of endoplasmic reticulum membrane
Molecular function (GO): aspartic endopeptidase activity, intramembrane cleaving
Source: RefSeq, a predicted model, not a curated record
UCUAAUGAUAUGGAAACAGUGAAUGCAUUGAUAAAAUGCAGUGCAUGUCAGCGUUUGCCAAGAUUUUGUCAGCUGUCACGAGAUCCAUCAGCAUGAGAAACAGGAAGGGAAUGGCUAACUCUAAAAAACGAUGAUGCGAGUACAAUAAAAGGGACGACAUUGAAACUAGUGGUGUGCCAAAUCACAGAUUAUAGUUUUUUUUCCUGAAUACUAUUUUUACUCAAUUCCGUAUGUUACCGACAUGGCAAAAACUCCGUGGAUUAUUAUUUUAUCAGUCAUUCUCCGGUCAUCUCAGGUGAUCUGUCAAGAGGCAAUCUUGCACAUCUCAAAUGGAGCCACAGAUAAAGAAUACUGCCUGGUCUACAACUCCUUAUGGACCAACCUGUCACUCUCACUCAGCGCUGCUACUGCGUAUCCUCUGGUGAACCUGUCGUCCAGGCUACUGUGUAGCUCUGCAGGGGUGAGCCCAGACAUAGUGAGAGGCAAGGCGGUGGUGGUCAUGAGUGGGGAGUGUAACAUCAGCCAGAAGGCUGUGGUAGCCCAAGACCUGGGGGCUGCUGCUCUGAUCGUUGCCAGCACUAACUCUAUGAGUCCCCCGGGAGCCAAUGUGACAGAGUAUGAGAAGGUCCAGAUUCCGCUGGCUCUGAUGAGAUACAUGGACUUCCUGGACGCACAGAAUGUGUUUGGUGAGGAGAUGCAGGUUAGGCUGUAUGCCCCGGCGGUGCCUGUGUUUGAUCUCAGCAUUGUGGUCAUGCUUCUCAUAGGAGUGGUGACUGUUGCUCUGGGAGGCUACUGGAGCGGAGCCUGUGAGAGAGAGAGGCUGAGUGCGUCUCGAGGUGGAGGAGGAGGAGGAGAGGAGAAGAGUGACAGUGGGGACUUGGCUCUGUACUCUCCCCUAAAGGUGGUCAUUUUUGUAGGUCUGAUGUGUCUGAUGCUGGUACUCAUGUACUUCUUCUACAAGUACCUGGUGUAUGUGAUCAUCGCCAUAUUUUGCCUUGCGUCAGCCACCGCCCUCUUCAGCUGUCUGGACGCCCUGUUGGACCUGGCCAAGUGUAGCCCCAUGAGUGUGACGGUCCUGGGUGGGAGUGUAUCUGUGAGGUCGGUGCUGCUGUCUGCUGUGUGUGUCACCGUAGCCGUGGUCUGGGGAGUCUACAGGAACGAGGACAGGUGGAUCUGGAUCCUACAGGACCUCCUGGGUGUGGCCUUCUGUCUCAACUUCCUAAAGACCAUCUCACUGUCCAACUUCAAGAUCUGUGUGAUCCUGUUGAGUCUGCUGCUGUUGUAUGAUGUGUUCUUUGUCUUCAUCACUCCUCUGUUCAUGCCGAAUGGGGAGAGCAUCAUGGUCCAAGUGGCCCUGGGUCCAGAUGCAGCAGGAGAGAAGGGUAACACGGUGGAGGUGCCAGCCGAACCCUCGACUCCAUAUGAGAAAGUAAGACCCCAGCGCUUUACUGCUCAGCUUCAUAUGUACUGUUAAUUAUCAAUUCAUCUC